CUCCCUCCACCAGGUGAUGAUUGCCGAAACAUCAUAUUUAGGGAGCCAAUACCAGACAUGGUGUUAAAAAAUCACGUGAUCAAGAGUGUUAUGGUAACUGAUGAAGGGAGCUGCAGAGUGAUGUGUUAUAUGGAGCCUAGUUGUGUGUCCAUCAAUAUUGGUCCAUUUGACGGGGAAAAGCAAAAAUGCGAGUUGAACAACGCAACGGAGGAAAACCAUGCUCCAUUUCUUCUCACUAAUAAACCAGGUUACAAUCAUCUUGCAGUCGAGGUAACAUUUUACAUUCUUACGAAAAUAUUAGGAGACAGACACAGAUAAGAUGUUUUCAUUUUAGAGUGUUGUUGUUAUGAGUCAUUGGCAAGAGUAAAUUGCACGAAGCUACUUUGUUUCUACCAACAGAAUCCAUGCAGCAGCAGCCCAUGUUUGAACAAUGGCACCUGUUUAGCUGGAUUCACCAAUAAAGGUUUUCGUUGUGUUUGUCGUGAUGGAUUCACAGGGGAGAACUGCCAAUUUCGAGGUAUAACAACUUGCGUUUUCUUUCACUAAGUCUCUUGGGUUGAUUGAACAACUGACGGUAAGGUGACUAACCAACUGUUUUAAAAUCGGUUAAUAGAAAUAUCUUCUGAAAUCAUACUUAAAAGCAUAUAUGGGAAUCUAGAAAUUCAUCACAUUUGACUCCUUGGACAAUCUACUAUCCACUGAAGAUAAAUUAGAGAACGUAUGAUAUUGAAACUCCGAAUAGACACUAUUAGUUUACUUAGACAAAUAAAGUGUUUCUGGAACUUGUAUCAACACAAAUUGAUUCUGCGUCGGAAAAAAAUUAAAUCAACAAAAGCAUUAUUAAAGGAGGAAUCAAAACGCAGCCACUAACGGUGAUAAAAGUAAUAGCUAUCAUUUUUAUAAAUCUUGAACACUUGACUGUAAAAAAGAAUUUUGAAAUUAAAAUAAAGGCAUUAUCAAAAGAGAAAACAAAACACAACUACUAACGGUGAUAGAAAGAAUAACUGUGUGUUUUUACAAAUCUUGAACACUUCACUUUAAAAAGAAAUGUUAAAUUUGAAUAUAUUUGGAAAGUAGAAAGAAUCUAAGAACAUAUUUAGUAGACAUGCCAUGACAUUUAUAAGUUUUACAGAAAUCAGUAUCACGACAGACGGAGGGACUGAUGGCAUUAAACCCGACAAUUUUCUCCUUGAUUUCCAUCUCUCCAGAAAUAUUGUAUUGACAUUUUCAUUUAGAAGAAUAGGCAAAGUUGAAUACAGUUGAAAACUAGAAAGAAUCGCGAGUUACAUUCUUUGCAUUUAUAUUGAGGAGACAAAUCAUGAUUAAUAUAACACACUUUCAGCGAAAACCAGCGUCACCAUAGACCGUGUGUAUAGCAUUAAACCCGACAAUGUUUUCAUUCAUUUCGCAGCUUUUAAGAAAAAUUGUGCUGAGAUUUUCAAUGCUGGGGAAAGAAGAGAUGGUAUGUAUACCAUUAAACCUGAUAAUCUGCCGGGCUUUGAUGUAUUCUGUGACCUAACAACAGCUGGUGGAGGGUGGACGGUGUUCCAGAAGAGACUGGAUGGUUCGGUUGACUUCUACCUCAAUUGGAUGGACUAUAAACACGGAUUCGGAGAUCUAAACGGUGAAUUCUGGCUGGGACUGGACAAGAUUCAUCGCCUGACCUCUGAUAAUAACAACGUGCUGCGUGUAGACUUGGAAGACUUUGAAGGAAGUCAUACCUAUGCUGAGUAUAAGAUGUUUGGUGUCAAAAGUGAAAAUGAUAAGUACAAGCUAAUCCUUGGUUCUUAUUCAGGUAAAUUAUCAUUCCGUCUCUUCUAUUUUAGUCAAUCUAAGAAGAAAGGGGGAGGACAGUGCUAAGUUAUGUAAAUAUGCUAAACGUCUUUUACAUCAAUAGCUUUGGAAGACAAAAAAGAAACGUCAGCUCGUCGAUAUGCAAUCCUGGACAGCGCAUACCUGAUGUUGUUUAGUCCAAAGGUAUUCGCCAGUGGAUCAUGCGCAGAUAACCUGACGAACUUAUCCAACUCUGAUGAGUGCCUCGGCAAACAUAUUUAUUGACAUUGUCAUAUCGAGCAAUUCAGUCCCUUGAACCUUCGACAUGAAUCACAGACAUUACUAAGAAUACUUUUAAUCCAUAUUAUUAAUGUUAAAUUGAUAUACUUAUUUGAUAUUUAAACAUUUGUUCAGCCUUAUGAACGGCUCAUUGUUGGUUAAACGUAGUACUCAUAAUGCGGCUCAUUUUUUCAGGGAAUUCUGGUGACUCUCUUGCUGUACAUCGCGGUAUGCCAUUCACCACUAGAGAUCAAGAUAAUGAUAAAGGUAAUGAUAAUCAUGGAGGUCUCAACUGCGCCAUUAAGUUCAAAGGAGCCUGGUGGUACAAGAAUUGUCACCGCUCAAAUCUUAAUGGUUUAUAUCUUCGUGGAAGUCAUUCCUCCUUUGCUGAUGGAGUGAACUGGAAAGACUGGAAAGGACAUUAUUACUCUCUAAAGAGAACCGAGAUGAAAGUAAGACCAGUGGAUUUCUGA
Pocillopora meandrina is the source of this 2525-nucleotide messenger RNA. Lineage: Eukaryota; Metazoa; Cnidaria; Anthozoa; Scleractinia; Pocilloporidae. The record is from the annotation of a GenBank genome assembly.